This is a messenger RNA of Mustela lutreola (European mink), 4390 nucleotides long. RefSeq names its product zinc finger protein 511 (gene ZNF511). The transcript has 6 exons. The record is from RefSeq and is a predicted model, not a curated record. Lineage: Eukaryota; Metazoa; Chordata; Mammalia; Carnivora; Mustelidae. Bases 49 to 831 code for a protein of 260 amino acids.
CUCGCGGACGGUGGCCGACAGGCUGCGCGGCCGCCGGCGCGCAGAGCGAUGCAGCUGCCACCCGCGCUGCGCUCCCGUCUGCUGGGGGCACCCGGGGCGGCUAAGCCGCUGCCUGUGGAGCGGGACCCCGCGGCCGGGGCCCCGCCCUUCCACUUCGCGGCGCGGCGGGUGCGCUUCCCGCGGGACCACGAGUUCUUCGAGGACGGGGAUGUGCAGCGACACCUCUACCUCCAGGACGUGCUCACGCAGGUGACAGAGUCGCCCGAGAGGCCCAGGGUGCCCGAGUUCACCUGCCAGGCGGCGGGGUGCUGCCAGGUGUUCGACUCGCUGGAGAACUACGAGCACCACUACCACACCCUGCACAGAAACGUCUGCUCCUUCUGCGGACGGGCCUUCCCGUCCGUCCACCUGCUGGACGUCCACAUCCUGGAGUGGCACGACUCGCUGUUCCAGAUCCUGUCGGAGCGGCAGGACAUGUACCAGUGCCUGGUGGAGGGCUGCGCGGAGAGGUUCCGGAGCGGCGGAGACCGGAAGGAGCACCUGGUGCGGCUGCACCUGUACCCGGCGGACUUCCGGUUCGACAGGCCGAAGAGGAGCGGAGGCCCAGCCACGCCCGGGGCCGCCGUCCAGGACUCAGCCGAAGCUCUGGGGGAGGGCGAGGAGCAGUCCGGAGGGGACGCCAUGGAAGUCUGCCCCGAGCGCGCAGCCCCCCGCCCCGAACCUGUGGGCCAGCGGCGGACGUCCAGCCACAGAAUACCUUCUACCAUCUGUUUUGGUCAAGGUGCGUCACGAGGAUUUAAAAGCACCAAGAAAAGAAAGGAACACCAGUGACAAUAUGGACAGAGAGCCACAGGCCUCCCAGCAGACCCCGGGGCACAGUUGCCUUUGGCAGGAUGCAGUGUCCGUGGUGCGGCUUCUCUUGCCUUCUGGUGCAGCCACCCUAGAACUUGGGCCUUUGCCACCCUUGAUGCCAGUCCCUUGAUGGACCAUCGUGUGACCGCAGAAGCACAGACAGGCCCACCGUUUCCAGAAGUGGCCCCAACACGUGGUCUGGGGAAUGAAAUGGGGGCCACCAUCCUGCUUCCCUCUGCAGGGCUGGGACACUGAGCUUUGUAAACUCGUAAACCCUUGCCUCUGACAGUCUCCGGUCAUCACCUGUGUAUUGUUGGGCUGGGGACAGGAGAGAGCUGCCCGAGGCUGAUCUGUUCUCCGUGCUCCAUCUCAGGAAGAUUUACGAAGUGGCAGACCCCCCGGGGGUGAGGGCAGCACGUGGCACUGAGUUGCUGAUGGUCGUGGCUUGGCGAGAGGCUCCUGGGUCACCCAUCCACCACAUCCGUGAUGGGACCUGAUGGGUCUGGUGAGAACCAGGGACGGCUUGUGUGCCUCAGCAGGGGCGCCUGGUGCCGCAGAGGGCAGUGCGGCCGGGGUGGUUUCUCCAAGGAAAGACUGUGAUGGUGCAGAGGAGGGAGGGGGCUUUGGCUGGAGCUCCAGUGCCUGGCCAGUCGGGCCCGGCAGCAAUGGGGCGGAGUUGUUGAACGCUCUCACAGAUGAGCUAAGGUCGCCAUCGGGAAAGUGGCUCUGGAAGCACCCAAACAGAAGCAGCGGCAUCCGUCGGGGCUCUCAGGGCCUGGCCGAGCGGGGGCCCAACAGCGGGGUCUCUCCACGGCCCCGUCCCCAUCAUGCGUGCACCUGGGGCACGCCUGGGCUGGCGGCUGGCUGGCUCCGGGUCAGCCAGCAGCAGGAGGGUGGGGCUCCUUCCUGUCGCACCUCCAGCCUGUCCUUUCCAGGCUCUGGGCUCGGUCAGAGGCAGCUGGUGGCCAUCUGUGGCUCUCCUGGCCUGGAGGCUGCUGCCCCAGCUUCUGCUGAGCCACACCCGUCGCUCUCCGGAGUCUGGGGCAAAGGGACUGUCAGGGCUGGCGUGUCACACCAGAUGUUUCACUCAGUAAAAGCUCUAACUUAAGGGAAAAGUCCAAAACCUAAAGCACAGGUCCUGGAACAUCAGCAAGAGACCUAGUGUACACUUUGUGGGUUGGGGGGUGGCGGUGUCCAGCCGUGGCUAGGGGCGAUGUGGCAGGGCUGCCCCAGAGUCCCUUCUUUGGCUCUUGAAAAGCACAACAUGGAGAAAAAUGCAAACACACAAAACUCCCAUUCUGUCUCCAUCCACCUCCCCUCCGAGACCUUUCCUUCCCCAGCUCCGUGCAUGUGGUCGUCUCUGGCCUUUCCACCGCGGCUCGUUCUGGGGAAGGUCGUUGUCCACGGCGUCGGCCCCUGUGAGGCUGUUGUGUAGUCUUGGGACUGGCCUGGGUUCCUUGCUUCAGCCCCACCCAGAAAGCUACGCCUUCAGUCUGUCCUGGCUUUUCUGAGAGGUGGGGUACGUCCGACUUCACUGUGGAGCGUUUCUGCUGCCAAACCUGGGCGUGGUUUCCAGGUCCAGUGUGAAGGGAAAACUCGAUGGGACCCGUUGAUGACGAGCUCGUUUGCAGGGUGCGUGGCAGCCAGACGUCAGGACAGGCUGUCAGCAAGUAUUUGGAGAUGCUGAGCCUACAUUUGUCUAUUUUUGGUGGGAAACGGGAUUAUUAUGCUUAGUUUACAUGAAACAGUCAACACUUCGUUAUUUGGGAGCCUGGAGCCCAUUGGGGUGACCCCAUUUGUCCCUAAUCAGUGUGUGCGGUGCUCAGGCCUGCCGGGAGCAGAGCACUGGGCCUUGCUCCUGUCCUGGGGCACCAUGUCCUCAGCCUUUGCCGAGUUCCUCAAAAUCAUACUAAGAACCUCAUGAGUCAGCUCAGUGCCCCUUGGCUCACCUUUUCUCCUCUUUUUGUGCCUUACUUUAGAUGGAGUAGGUUUCUAUUCUCAUUCUGACAUUUGGGAGGUUAGGCACUCGUUUUAUCAGAAAUGUUAAUAUGUGAGUACUUGGGAUCUAAGGUUAAUCAGUGUUGUUUCCCUUCCCCCAAACAGUACAGGGAGUGUGGAGUUCACCUCCCCGUCUGGUGUGGCGUAGGUGAUGAGAGGUGCACACUGGCGUCCGGGUCCUCUCUUGUGUCCCCACAGGAGUGUCCUGCCGUGGCCCCGUCGUUCGCACCUGCUUCUGCGGGUGUUUCCUCUUGCCUCAGACCCCUGUUUGGUUGUCCUUUGCCUAAUGAAUCUCUUUAGAAUUUCCUUUAGUGAAGGUCACAGUCAUAAGUUCUCAAUUCUCUUUGCCGGGGAAAGUUCUGUUCUUGUUCUCAAAAGAUGGUUUGGUCAGGAAUACAGCACUCGGUUGGCAGGUUUUGCCCUAAGCAAGUGGGGUGUGGGUCGCGUUGGUCUCAUCACUGCUGCCGAGGGUUCCGCAGCCAGUUUUGUCCCCAUUCCUCAGAGGGGCUCAGCCUGGUCUCUGUCUUUGCUCUUCCGCGGCUCCCUAGACGGUGAAGGGACUGCAUCCGUGUGCUGCUGGCUCCUCCCUCCAUUGUGCGAGCCUGGGGUCCUAUUGCCUCACAGGCUGCCUCUCCCACAUUCUCUGUUUCUUAUCCUUCUCCAACUCCAGCCACGCAUGUGUCAGACCUCCCCCGCAGUCAUCAGUGCUUGUCACCAGCCCUUCCGUAUUUUCCAUUCCCCUGUGGUCUUUGCUUCGUUCUGGACGAUUUCUUCAGACCUACUUUCCAGUACACAAUUUUUCUUACCAGUUACAUCAGAUUUGCUGUUAAACUCUUUCAGAUUUUAUUUUCAACAAUUAUCAUCUUCGAUUUUGUUAGUUCUUUUUUGUUUUUCUAAUUUCUUGUAUUUUCAUAGCUUUUUGUCCAUCACAUUUUUUUCUUUCUUUUUUUUAAAGAUUUUAAUUAUUUGACAGAGACACAGCGAGAGAGGGAAUACAAGCAGGGAGAGGGAGAGGGAGAAGCAGUCUCCCCACUGACCAGGGGGCCUGAUGUGGGGCUUGAUCCCAGGACCCUGAAACCAUGACUUGAGUCAAAGGCAGAGGCUUUAACCCACUGAGCCACACAGGCACCCUUAAAAGGCAUUUUAUUCAGUAAAAUUUUUAAUGACUAAAGACUGAAACCAGCUCAAAUAGCAUUGAGAACUGAGUUUUUUUUGGCAUUGUAAAAUGAAGUUACAGAUUUAAGAUCAAUGAACUUAAUAGAUGCCUUGUAGUCCUAAAUUUGAAUUAGAAGCAUUGCAAUAUGCUCAUUACAUAUACUUAACAUGUUCCAAUAUGGGUAUAUUGUUAAAUCAGUGUUAUUACUGAAAAGACUGGAUGCAUUUGUAGGAGUCAAGGAAGUUAUUAAAGGAUGCUAAGGUCAGACUCAGGGGCCAGCUCAGCUAGGGGCCCCUGUCCAGAGACACAGCGACUUGCUCAUCAGUGAGAAUCACAAUUGCAGUUGAAUGAAACAGAUCAAAUAUAUUUAAGCCUUUGAGCUCA